AUGUCAGCGCCCGACACUCUCACCGACUUACCUCCUUCCGCGCCAGUGCCCACAGACACCCAUCCGGCUUUGGACGCACCAGACUAUUCUCCCGAACCAGUUCCUGGAGAGACGUCCUUGGGUGCAAGCCCUACCAUAUGUGCCGACACUGCCCGCCGAACGUUCUUCGCACGCCAGGACGAGAUCACUCUAACGUUUCUUCGCCAACUAGAGGGUGUUCCUAUUCCUCGAUAUGGGCGCGCAGGAUGCAUCUCUGGCCAAAUACAUUUGGCUAGCACCUAUGGUGUAACUGCUGUCAGUCUUCAACUCGAAGGCAGAAUCGUCGUUGACCUCGAAGGACGACUACCGAUGUUCACCUAUCAUUUCCUGAAGAUACCACUCGCUCUAUGGGAGAAGGGUACUAACGGCGAGAAAUAUCCCCCCUUUGCGAUGCCAUUUAGGUUCGACAUACCGGAGACCUUUGUUGACGACGGUGGGAAGGAAUACUCUCUACCACCGUCGUACGAGCCCGAGAUGGAGUCGGUCAACCUCAAGGACCUCUACGUUCAAUGCUCUUACACCCUGUCUGUGAAGAUGGCGAGAGGCAGAUUCAUGCCGAGCAAAUUGAUGGUCCAGAAAGUGAACUACGACCCGCGAACUGUGCCACCAACACACACAUUGAUCUACCCUUUCCCGUAUACAACAGUCACAGACGAGACACCCCCACAUGGUUGGAGAAGGUACGACGAGGUUAUCGUAGCUCGGCCUCAGAACGGCUUUCAUGACGUUCAUUGCCAGCUUUAUGCGCCUGCUCUGCGUGUGUACUCAAUGAAGAGCGGGCCAAUACCGUACUUUCUCAGAGUUCACGGGCACUCGGAGAGUAUGUCGGCUCUACUCUGCCACGCACCGCCGGCACCGACCUCAUCUCCACGGUCGCGCUGGGGGAUAACCCAUGCCUCGCAGUCCACAACCUACGACAUUGAAGUUCACAUCAAGAGACAAGUCUCGAUUGCCGUAGGCGGCGUGAGCGCUGCCCGCUCGUAUAUCGUCGGCAAAGGUACCUUGCGCGAUCUACCCCCGGUUUAUCGAUCCGAAGAAGACGUAAACACGGUGGACUACGAAGGCGAGGUGCAGAUAGAGCCCACAGUGGCUGUUGGAGGGUUUGACAUGGGCAAACUGAGCAUCGCUGACUUCUUUGUAUUUACAAUCAAAGCUGUUGAUCCUCGCAAGGCGGCGUUCGAGGAACUCACUCAUUCGCAUACUAUUCGUAUAGUCACGGGACUCUGA
Peniophora sp. CBMAI 1063 is the source of this 1266-nucleotide messenger RNA. The record is from the annotation of a GenBank genome assembly. NCBI's taxonomy places the organism in Eukaryota, Fungi, Basidiomycota, Agaricomycetes, Russulales, Peniophoraceae.